Messenger RNA from Lytechinus pictus (painted urchin), 5348 nucleotides. RefSeq lists its product as uncharacterized. The record is from RefSeq and is a predicted model, not a curated record. The coding region runs from base 1469 to 5140 and encodes 1223 amino acids. Gene Ontology annotation, molecular function: zinc ion binding; nucleic acid binding. The transcript has 2 exons. NCBI's taxonomy places the organism in Eukaryota, Metazoa, Echinodermata, Echinoidea, Temnopleuroida, Toxopneustidae. Gene Ontology annotation, biological process: DNA integration.
UGUCAGAAGCUUAUUCAAACUCCCCUUUACUAGCCAGUGAAAAGGCCUACUUGGUUGAGUAACUCCUUAAUUUGUUUAUGAAUAGACCAAACCUGACUGCUAGAGUAGGCAACCCCUCACUGUGUUUGAUAGCUAUUGUGUGUGUGCACUGCAUAGGGCAAUGCAAGCAAAUGCUCAGCAGACUGCAGAUAAGCAAGCAUAGGGUGCAGCAGCACCUUUCAGCAGCUCAUUGGCUGGGAAAGCCAGCACUUUGGUGCCACGCCUUUGAUAUUUGGAGUGGCAUGUAAGCCAGCAGUGGUUGGUUCACUGGUUGGAAUUCAAGGUCCAGACUACGGCCGUUUUUCUCCAUGGUUUAUCCACGUCUUUUGACGUUCCGUGUCUCCAUGUAUCGCCAAAGUUCUCCUCGUUUAGCUACGUCCUACGUCUUGUGACGUUCACGGCCUAUUCGACGUCUUACGACGUUCUACGAUUGCUACGUUAUCCACGGGAAAGUCCCGAGAUCUAGGUUAUCCGGUUUCUUCUAGUUUGGCAAGUUCAUCGCAUUCGCGAGUUCAUCCUCAUAUCGUCUUCCGUUCGGCACUGCUCAUCCAUUUGCGUCUGACACCGGGUGAUGAGUGAAGACUUGAGAAACUGAACUUUCCCCAUAAUAUAAAGUCGGUAUAUGUAUAGUAUAUACAUUGUUUUCAUAAACACACACAGAGUUUAUGCUCUUUCCUUUGAAUAGGAAUAGCAGGUCACAAUACUUAGUUUAUUUACAUUAUACUAAUUUGAAUUGAGACAGAUUGUUCCAAAACUUAUUGAUACUGGUUUAUUGAACUUUAUGUUUUGACAGCUUGUGAGCCUCGAUAAUGGCAAUAUUGAUAUAUAUAAUAAAUUCAUUUUGAUUGAAAGGUACAAUUUUAUCUUAUAGUUUAAUUCUUGGGUGGUCAAACAACCUGUUUAGACUAAUAAGUCAAGUUCACAUCAAACACAAUGUGACAAUUUGGGGGCUUGUCCGAGUUGUUUAGGCCAUAACAUACCCUGUUGGUUGAAUUAAUUGGUAUAGGAUUUGAUUGUUAGAUUUGUAUAAUGUACUGAUGAAGAUAAUCUAGGAUUUUCUGUUUGUUUUAUUGGUCAACAGACAUAAGAUUUAAUUGGUCGAUGACAUGACCUCUCGCAAAAUUUGUGAUAUGUACUUAUGAAAAAUUUUCUGUUCAAUUUUCAGAAUUUAGCCGAAAUCCUUCAAGUUCUUUGUGUCAGUGGGCCAAGGACCAUCCAGUGCACCAACACUCCUGCUAGCGACGAGCAUGCGCAGCAAGGUCAAGUGCGAGUAAAGGUUUAUUUUGGAUUGUCGGUGAGUUGCAAAAUUGAAUAUGUAUGAAAAUUGUGCCACACAAGUUAUCAAACACCCCUAUAAGAAAUAGUUGAUAUAGUAUAUAGUUACUCAAUAGUUUUUUGACUUAGGUAGUGGUAGUUUAAACCUUUAAACAUGAGUACUAAGUGGUUUGAGAUUGGCAAGGAAUUAGGUCUGUCAGGGCCUGAGCUUCUUUCAUUUGUAGGAGAAAGGGAACAAUUAGAGCGAGAGGAACGUAGGGCUAAUAGAGAAGUUAGGAAAGAGGAAGAAAAAAUUAUGGAGAUGAAACUUGAAUUGGCUCGUGUUCAAAGCCAGAGUAGGUCUGAUAGUAUGAUUGAUAAUGGUUAUGGAAACGGUCGUAGUUUGGUACCAACCCCGAAACUCCCUCAUUUUGUUGAAGGAAAAGAUAAUAUGGACGCAUAUCUCAAAAGGUUUGAGAAGUAUGCGGAAGUUCAGUCAUGGCCAAGAAGUAGUUGGGCCAUUAGUUUAAGUGCACUCUUGCAGGGUAAGGCACUCGAUGUGUAUUCAAGACUUCCAGCAGAUAAAGCUGAAGAUUAUGAUGCCCUCAAGGAAGCAUUGUUGUUAAGGUUUGAACUUACUUGUGACGAUUUUCGUCAAAAGUUCAGGUAUUCCAAUCCACAGUCUGGGGAGACCCCCACUCAAUUUGUUGUUAGGUUAGAACAUUAUUUGAGUCGUUGGAUUGAUCUGUCAGGUACGCAACGUACAUUCGAUGGUGUAGUAGAAAUGUUGCUCAAGCAACAACUGGUUGAGAGAGGUGGAACCUCUCUAGGUCUUUUUCUGAAGGAAAGGAAACCUAAGAAUAUUUCAGAGAUGACUAGUCUAGCAGACACGUAUGUAGAGGCCCAUAGUGGUCACUUUGGAAUUACCAGGAAAAAUAAGAACGAUAACAAGGGAAAGCCACAAGGUAGUAGGUACCCUCAGUCAGACAGUGAAGCUAAAACAAGUCCGGGGAACUUAAGAAAUUCACUUCCUGAACGGAAAAGAAUUGGUCCGUGUUUCAUCUGUAACAAGAUGGGGCAUUUAGCAGCUAAAUGUAACACUAAAUUACAAGGUGCAAGUCUAAUUUGUAGUACUGAUCAUUCAAAAAGUAGUAGCCAAAAUCAGAAAAGAGAAUCAACUCAGUAUGAAACAAAUAGUAAAGUGUCAGUUGAUAGUAGGUCAGAUUCUUGUGCAACUUGUUCGCUUGUUAGUCCAGAUAUGGAAGGAGGUGAGACACUUGGACUUUUGUUAAUGUCUUUAGUUAGUGAGAAAGAUAAGUCAGAGAUAGUUAAUAGAGAUACCUUACAAAAAUCACCGAUGAUGUGUGCUGCAUGUCAGCGUCGUUGGCGUGGUAAGUUGACUGUUGUUGAAGGUAGGAUUGGAUCACACAAGGUUGAUGUUCUUUAUGAUUCAGGAUGUUCCGGUGUUGCGGUUAAGAAAAGUCUUGUGAGGUCAGAUCAAUUUACUGGUAAAUAUAGACAAUGUGUUUUGAUAGAUCAGACUCUGCGUAGGUUUCCUACUGCUAAUGUUCAUAUUAGCUCACCUUUGUUUGUAGGUACAAUAGAAGCACUGUGUAUAGAGACACCAGUUUUUGAUGUUAUAAUAGGGGACAUUGAAGGUGUCCGUUCCGUGAGUAAUCCCCAUCCAGAUUGGAAAAUGGUAGUUCAGGGUGACGAUAUUACUCAAGGUCAUGUAAGGAAUGUAGAUUCCAAUGGUAACUCUAAUUCUGAGGAUGAGAUAGUUGAAGUUCAUGAUGAUGAUAUUACUCAAGGUCAUGUUAGGAAUGUAGAUUCCAAUGGUAACUCUAAUUCUGAGGAUGAGAUAGUUGAAGUUAAUUGUGAUGAUGGUACUAAUGUAGGCCUAGCUGUGCAGACAAGGUCUCAGAGUCGAGAAGCUCGACGCCCCCAGCGGCCCUUGAAAGUUCCAUCUCAAAUCCCAGAUGUUUCUCCUGAAGAAAUUAGAAGAGAAACUGCAAAGGAUCCUAGUUUGAAGAGAGUGAGAGAACUCGCUCAAGUUAGUUUGUCAGAUGAUGAUAGGAAGAACACUUAUUUCGUAGUAGAUGAUGGACUGUUGUACAGAAUGUUUCAUCCUAAGAAUGAGAGAGGUAAUUCUGUGAAACAAUUGGUAGUCCCUCAGGUCUUUAGGAAAGUUGUGUUGUCACUUGCUCAUGAAGGAAUAAUGAGUGGGCAUCAAGGCAUAGGCAAAACCACUGAGAAGAUUUUAACUUGUUUCUUCUGGCCCGGCAUUCAUGCCGAUGUUACUCGUUUCUGUCGCUCUUGUGACAUUUGUCAGCGGACAGUACCAAAGGGAAGAGUUCCCAAAGUGCCACUUGGCAAAAUGCCCGUAAUAGAUAUUCCAUUUCUCAGAGUGGCUAUUGAUAUAGUAGGCCCUAUCCAUCCAAUGACUACAAAGAAGAACAGGUAUAUCCUGACCAUUGUUGAUUAUGCGUCUCGCUAUCCAGAGGCAGUCGCAUUGCCAAAUAUCGAAACAACCACUGUAGCUGAGGCUAUGGUUGAAGUGUUUUGUAGGGUAGGAGUUCCUCAGGAAAUCCUUACCGAUCGUGGUAGUCAGUUCACGUCUGACAUGAUGAAGGAGGUGAGUAGGUUGUUGUCAAUAAAACAAUUGACCACAACACCCUACCACCCCUCUUGUAAUGGUUUGGUUGAGCGUUUCAACCAGACCCUAAAGCAAAUCUUGAAAAGAGUUUGUGCGGAUCGACCCAAUGAUUGGGACAGGUACAUAGGACCAGUGUUGUUUGCAUAUAGAUCAGCCCCUCAGGCAUCCCUUAGGUAUUCCCCUUUCGAAUUGAUCUAUGGUAGGCAGGUUAGAGGUCCCCUAGAUAUACUCAAGGACUUAUGGAGUGAUGAAACUCAUGAUCCCGAGUUGAAGACUACUUAUCAAUAUGUAGUCGAUCUUAAAGAGAGAUUGAAGAGUACUCUAGAAGCUGCUCAUGAUGAGCUUCGUAAGGCAACGUCUAGAAGUGAAAGGCACUACAAUGUUAGGAGUAGGCAGCGUAAAUUUGACCCUGGAGAUAAGGUACUUAUCCUCCUCCCCACUGAUCAUAAUAAGUUGCUCCUCCAGUGGAAAGGUCCAUUUAAGGUUGUACACAAACUUGGCGAUAAUGAUUAUCGUCUUGAUGUUAAUGGAAACCACAAGACAUUCCAUGCAAACCUUUUGAGGAGAUAUAUUGAUAGGUUUGACAAAACAAAGGCAAAUUCAGAUAGUAGUAGUAGUAAUAAUCCAGAUCCCAAUGUUACUGUUGCUGGGUUGUUGGAUGUGAUUGCCCAGGCCACGAUCGUCGACCAUGAAGAGAAAGACGACGAGGACAAUCCAUCUCCAACAUCAAACCCAAUUACUAUACAAGUUCCAAGAUUGGAAGCGAAAGAGACUGUUGAAGAUGUAAAGUUAGGACCUAACUUAGAAACUAGUCAGCAGCGUCAGUUGAAGAGGAUACUUGGUAGUUAUAGAGAUGUACUGACUGAUUUACCUGGUAAGACUCGAUUAGGUGAACAUUCGAUUCGGCUAACGUCUGACGACCCCGUCCGACAGAAGCCAUAUCCAGUUCCUCAUGCCCUCCGUGGCGUAAUUGAUAAUGAAGUUGAGAAGAUGAUUGAGAUGGAGGUAGUAGAAAAGUCUAAUUCUCCAUAUUCAUCCCCAAUUGUUAUUGUCAAGAAGUCAGAUGGGAGUAAUCGCUUUUGCAUAGACUUUAGGCGGUUAAACCGCGUGACUGUUUUGAUGCUGAGCCCCUUCCGAAUACAGAAGAAAUAUUUUCUAGUUUGUCAGGGUCCCGCUUCUUUUCGAAGCUAGACGACAUCUUGAUCCACACCCCUACAUGGGAAGAGCAUCUUGUUAUUCUACAAGAAUUGCUGAGAAGACUGCGAGCAGCAGGACUGACUGCUCGGCCCAGUAAAUGUCAACUGGGUUGUCAACAAGUAGAGUUUAAUGUAAUUUAAUAUUUUACUAGCUAAAGUGAGCUAGUGUUUUUUUUUUUAUCUUGAUCUAAAGUUUUGUGUUU